AUGCUUCCGCGGGACUUCCGGAAGGACUUCCGGGGAGGAUGCUCCGGACCCGCCGACCCUUUUCAAACGGACCAAUCGGCACCCGCGCAGUCCGACGGCGCGUUUAAAUCCUUGGCGGGGUUCGGCGGCGUCGGGCGAGGUGGGCCGCUCAGCUCCCGGCCUGCUGGCACCCGGGACGGCCCUGCCUUCCCCCGCUCCCCGACCUGCCCCGGACACCUGCCCCACUCCGGCCGCUUCCUCCUUGCAGCUCUGGCCAUGGACCGAGCGGCCGGCGGGCACGCGCAAACGGAUGAGGCUGAGAAAGAAGGUGUCGUUCUUCUGGCUGAUGAGCAGUUCGACUUUGAUCUCUCCUUGUCGCCCUCCAGUGCAAAUGAAGAUGAAGUGUUCUUCGGGCCUGUUGGGCAUAAAGAAAGAUGCAUUGCCGCCAGCCUGGAGCUCAGCAGCCCUGCCCCUGGGCCGGCCCCCGGAAGCCCCCUGGAGUGGAGUCCCCUGGCCGGGGAGAAGUUCGUUGAGGUGUACAAGGAAGCGCGUCUGCUGGCCCUGCAGAUAGAGGGCAGCCGCAGGCCCCGGGCUGCCCCCGCGGCCCAGCCCCACGAGCCCGCCAGCCACACGGUGGAAAGAUUCGUGCAGGAGUCGCAGCUGAAACUGAGCCUCUUUGACAAGGAGCGGGAGGAGCAGAAGAGCCCCAAGUCACUAAAACGAGAGACGUACUUCCUGCCCAACAGCCCCUUGGGACCAGUGCUCCCAGGCCUCCAGCCCUCGGUCGUGCCCAGCUCUGCUGCCCAGGCUGGCCCCGUCCGGGCGCAGGGGCCACUGCUCUCGUCUCAUCCAGGGGCUGCCCGCCCUGCCAACCCGACAGUGACGCAAAAGAGGGUGCCCAGCAAGCUGCAGCUGCCUAGGGCGUCAGUGGCGGGCAGAGGGAAAGGCCUUCACGUGACCUCGGAGAAGCUCAAGAAAGAGAUGCCGAGUCGUCUUCCCAGCACGGAAACCCUGAAAGGAAAGGAGCUCCGUGGGGGUGCACUCGCUGACGCGGCCAGUGCGCCUCUGGACACGGCCAGUGUGCCGGCCGCUGGAAGCCACCUGGCCCCGGGCAAGCGAUCACUACCCGUGCCUCCCAAGUUGGGGCUGAGGAAGAGCCUGUUGCGACCACCCAGCUGCAGUCUGGCCCGGAAGUCCUCUUCCUCGGGGGGCGUGUCCCGUGAGGUGGCCGGUGUGUGCCCCUCUCCCACAGCAGGCAGAGCUAAGCUUGCCAGCACUCCGGCCAAUGGCUCCUUGCCUCUGCCAAACACUGGCAGGUUGGGCAGAACAGGUCCCACUGUGCCACCCCAGCCUCUACCGGCAGCAGAGUCCAACAGAGCCAAGUCCACACUGGAGCAACCCACAGUACCCCCCGCAGCUGCUCCCACACAGCCCCAGACCCCCAGAACAAGGGACCCAGGGCUGCUGCCAGCGUCUUCUCGGCUGAGUGAAGUUGGAAGUGUCGGGAGGCAGGAUUCGCAUCGAAGAUCCUCAACAAAGACCAUGCCGACUCCCACAGAUCCGUUUAAGGUUCCCAAGUUUUCUGUUGUUCACUCCCCAAGUGUCCGCAGAAGCCAGGAAGUCCACCCUGAUCUCCCACGUGGGUGGCAGGGCCCAAGCAUCCGGGCUGUCAUGUGCUGCCUUCAGGGUGGCUCACCAGGCGGCACAACGCCCAAGCCCUCACGGGUGCAGAGGUCACAGUCCUGUGCAUCAGCUAGGAGGGUUGUUAUCCACAGCACCCCCACAAGAUGCGUCUCGGGGCUGGCCUCCCCAGGGCUGGCCAGCAGUGUGCAACCGCCCCGGAGUGCGAGGCACCUGUCAGCCUUGCCCACACCCACUGGCCGCCGCCUUUCCAGUUUUGUGCGGGACACCCCCAGGACUGCACCCAGGGCACUGGCCUCACCCCUGCCCGGGCCUGCUUGGCGACUUUCUUCAGAGCCCCGGCAGAAAUGCGCAGUGAGGAUGGAGCCGACACAGGGGAACAGCGGGGCCGAGUCCGAGCCUGCAGCGUGGUCGCCAGAGGGCAGCUCCUGUGCCCCGGCUGUGCCUCAGGCACUCUCCUUUUCUCCAGAACGAAGUGAGCUGACUUCCCCAAAAUGCACUGGGCCAGAAGCAGCUCUGGAAGAAGCCAAGCCCAGUGUGGAUGCAGCCCCUGGAGAGGCUCUCCUCGUGGACAUUGGGCUGGCCCAGCUCUCCCUCACGGCAGUGGCGGGCAGCAGGUCCCCCACUGACCUCCCGCUCAUCGACUUCUGCAGCUCUCCAGAAGUGAAUGUGGUUCAGGGGUCUGAGAGCCGACCCCUGACGGACCUCAUGACAAACACCCCAGACCUGAGUCGGAGUGUUGCGCCUAAGCCAGCACCGGUGGUAGGGCAGCUCAUCGACCUGAGCUCUCCCCUCAUCCAGCUGAGCCCCGCUGCGGACAAGGAGAACGUGGACUCGCCGCUGCUCAAGUUCUGAGUCGAGUGGGGCUUCUCACCGCUUGCUCUUUGCUCUAAGGAAUUUCCUCAAGUGAUUUUCAACCCAUGGGAACAAAAUUGAGAAGAAACUGACUAAAGAAGGCUGUGCUCCCGAAGGCCA
Messenger RNA from Ochotona princeps (American pika), 2595 nucleotides. It is a transcript of the gene GTSE1, whose product is annotated as G2 and S-phase expressed 1. The transcript has 14 exons. The record is from RefSeq and is a predicted model, not a curated record. The coding region runs from base 1 to 2475 and encodes 824 amino acids. Gene Ontology annotation, molecular function: microtubule binding. NCBI's taxonomy places the organism in Eukaryota, Metazoa, Chordata, Mammalia, Lagomorpha, Ochotonidae. Gene Ontology annotation, cellular component: microtubule cytoskeleton; cytoplasmic microtubule.